Penicillium hordei is the source of this 2358-nucleotide messenger RNA. Its product is annotated as Branched-chain amino acid aminotransferase II. Gene Ontology annotation, biological process: branched-chain amino acid metabolic process. NCBI's taxonomy places the organism in Eukaryota, Fungi, Ascomycota, Eurotiomycetes, Eurotiales, Aspergillaceae. The record is from RefSeq and is a predicted model, not a curated record. The transcript has 5 exons. Bases 1 to 2358 code for a protein of 785 amino acids. Gene Ontology annotation, molecular function: branched-chain-amino-acid:2-oxoglutarate transaminase activity.
AUGGCGGCCGUAAUGCCCAGCAUGGGAUACGCGCCGCAUCCCAACGAAAUGAUGAAGGCAGCGCAGUGGAUGGGCACACGAACAGUUGAAGUGGGAGUCGUACCCAAGCCCAAGAUCACCGAGCCCGAAGACGCCAUCGUCCAAAUAACCCACUGCACAAUCUCCGGUUCAGACAUCCACCUAUACGAAGGCGAGCUCAAAGACGCAAUGCAAAAAGGCGACAUCCUCGGCCAAGAAGCAAUCGGUCUUGUUGAAGAAGUCGGAUCGAAUGUCAAAUCCCUCAAACCCGGUGAUCGGGUCAUCAUCCUACCCGUCAUUUCAUGUGGCAACUGCGAUUAUUGCCAACGACAGGAGUAUUCACUCUGUGACAACACAAACCCAUCCAAGGAAAUGGAAGCCGCGUACGGACACCGGCUCAGCGGGAAGCUGGGAUACAGUCGGUUUUGUGGUGGGUAUCCAGGUGACCAGGCGGAAUACUGCCGCGUGCCGCAUGCGGACUUGUCGUGUGUCAAGGCGCCGGAAGAUAUCGAUGCGCGGAAAUUACUAGGCCUGACGAACGUCGUUACUACCGCUUGGCAUGCGCUGGAGUUGGCUGGCAUGCAGGAGGGUGAUGUGCUGGGUGUAUGGGGUUGUGGGCCUAUUGGUCUUACUGUGCAGCGACUGGCGAAGCUCCGUGGGGCGAAGAAGAUCUAUGCUAUAGAUAAGGAUACACAGCGACUACGGAUUGCCGAGGGUUUUGGAAUGACUCCUGUUGAUGUGGAUGCCCAUCCUGAUGUGGCGGAGUACAUUCUGUCAAUUGAGGACCAUGGCCUUGAUCGGUCUAUUGAGGCGAGCGGGUACCAUAGUUCGCAGGAAGCUGAGUAUCCCGCUAUGCAGGCGAUUGGGCUCGAAAGGGAUAGUAGUGAUACAUUAUUGGCGAUCAUGAAGGCAACCCGUAAGGGUGGUAAUGUGGCAUUGGUUGGGGAUUUCUUCUUCACCACACAGAACUUCCCGAUUGGGCCUUUGAUGCAGAAAGCGCUGACAGUGCGCGGUGGUCAAACGUGGCCACAAAAGUAUUAUCCGUUCUUGAUGGAUAUGGUGGUGCAAGGAAAACUCGAUCCAUCAUGGAUGUUCACGUAUGUGGAUGACUUCGAGAACAUUCCGGACAUGUACCAGAAGCUCUCGCAUCAUGAGGUUCCAGGCAGACUAAAACCGUCUCCCCCGCAAAAAUUAGCAACUCCACAAUUCUUCAUCAUGUUCCCCCCACCACCUAUUGCGCUUGAUUGGAAUAACCUGGGAUUUAAAGUCCGGGAUGGCAAUGGCCAUGUCGAAAUUCACUACUCCCAUAGCGGUGAGAACAAAUGGUCGGCACCGCAAUUCGUCGCUUCGCCCUUUAUACCAGUGCAUGGGAUGGCGCCGGGCCUAAACUACGGUCAGCAAGUCUACGAAGGUCUCAAAGCGUUCCGCCACCCAGCCAACGACAAAAUAACCAUCUUCCGCCCCGACCGUAACGCCAAACGCAUGCAGUACUCCGCCGAAGUAGUCUCCAUCCCACCCGUUCCAGAGGAUUUGUUCAUCGAGUGCGUACGGUUAGCAGUCGGUGUAAAUGCCGAGUAUGUACCACCGCACGACUCCGGCGCCGCGAUGUAUAUCCGACCCAUGCUCUUCGGCUCCUCUGCACAGUUGGGACUGAGCCCGCCGGAUGGGUACACACUGGCAGUAUUUGCUAUGCCGACUGGCGUGUACCACGGGGCUAGCGCAGUUGAUGCGCUAAUUUUGGAGGACUUUGAUCGCUGUGCACCGCAUGGAACCGGGGCUGCCAAGGUUGGUGGAAACUAUGCGCCUGUGUUGCGGCACAGUGACCGGGCACGGCGCGAAGGGUUUGGGAUUACCCUUCACUUGGAUAGUGCGACUCGCACUGAAGUUGAUGAGUUCUCGACUUCUGCUUUCAUUGGAGUGAAGCGUGACGGAGAUCAGAUCACUGUGGUCCAGCCCGAUAGCCGGAAUGCGAUUGACUCGGUUACGGCGGCGUCGGUGUUGGAAAUUGCCCGGACGUUGGGGUAUCGGGUGGAGAAGAGGCGGGUUGCUUAUGAGGAGCUGCGUGAGUUCGAUGAGGUUAUUGCUGCUGGUACGGCGGCGGCGUUGGUGCCGGUGGGUAGUAUUACGAUGCAGUCCCGUGGGGAUAAGUUCGAGUACCGUUGCGGGGCUCAGAAGGAGGGUGGUGAGGUUUGCAUUAAGUUGGUGCAGACGCUUCGUGGUAUACAAUCUGGAACUGUCGAAGAUACCUUGGGUUGGAACUAUGAGGUGCAGGCACCGCCGAAGGGAUGGACACAGCAAGGGGAGGAGGAGAUUGAGCUGAGUGGUGCCAAUGUCCCAUAA